AUGGGCGUGAUACGAUGGUGCGUGCAGCGUGCUGUGGAGGUCGACGUGGACGCAAGAUUGGCGGAGAGGCUUGGGGAGGUAGAGCAGCGAGUGAGAGCGGAAGAGAGGAAGAGGACCGACGAGGAAGAGAGGAGGAGGGUUGAGGAGGAAGAGAGGAAGAGGGUUGAAAAGGAAGAGAGGAAGAGGGUUGAAAAGGAAGAGAGGAAGAGGGUUGAAAAGGAAGAGAGGAAGAGGGUUGAAGAGAAAGAGAGGAAGAAGAGGAGGGAACUGAAGAGGGAAGCGAGUCAGGCACUAGCGUGGGCGGCGAGGCGGGAGGAGGAGUUGAAGGCAGCAGUGAGGGAGGCGGAGAGGGCGGUGACGGGGCUGGAGGAGAGCGUUGAGGAAAAGGUGGAGAAGAUACUGGUGCGCGUGGCCAUGCUCCAAAGCGCCAUGGACGGUGGGGAGCUCUUUCAAUGCGCCGAAGCAGAGCGCAAGCGAGCUCGUAUGGCUGAUGGGUCCGCUGCUCCCCGCACGAGGGAGACGUUACAAAUAUGCCUCGCUACCCGUUCUUCCCGUCGCCCCUACCUUCCUUCCUUCAACUCUCUCCUCGUCCUCCGUCCGUCCGUCUCUCCACCCACCAUCCACCCCUCCUCCCACCGUCCGUCCAUCCUGGAAGCAUUUCAUCUGCAAGCCCUUAACCGUGCACAGGCAGCCCCUCUCGCCGUUACCCCACUCGGCCGUUCUCGCCCCUUUGAUGCUCCCCUACUCCCUGUUGCCUGGCAGCACCUGGCAGCCCUCUCCACUUAUGCAGAGGCGGUGAGAGGGAAGUCACAGGAGGUGAAGACGCUGGUGCGUGGGCUGUGGACGAAGCAUGUCUUGGUUGGUGGGGAGAAGCAGCUUGAGGAAGGAGGGGAGGAGGACGAGGAAGAGGAAGAGGAGGUUGAGGAGGAGGAGAAGGAGGAAGUGGAGGAAACAGAGAGAGAGCAAGAGAUGGAGAGAGGGGAGGAGAUGGAGAGAGGAGAGAAGGUGGAGAGAGAGGAAGAGAAGGAGAGAGAGCAGGAGAUGGAGAGAGCAAGGCAGAGUGAGAGAGAGGAGGAGACGGAGAGAGAGGAGAGAAAGCAGAGAGAUGAGGGGAAGCAGAGGGAAGAGAUGAAGAGGGAGGAGGAGAAGGGGAGGGCGGAGGAAGAGAGAGAGGAGGAGAAGGAGAGAGAGGAGGAGGAGAGAGAAGAGGAGAUGGAGAGAAAGGAGGAGAAGGAGAGAGAGGAGAAUGAGAGAGAGAGGGAGGUGGAUAGAGAGGGUGAUGUGGAUAGGGAGAAGGAGAAGGAAAGAGAUGAGGAGGAGGAGGAGCAUGAGCAGCAGGAGAGAGAGGGGGAGGAGGAGAAGGAGGAGAAGAAAAUAGAGGAGGAGAUGGAGAGAGAGGAGGAGGUGGUGAGAGAGGAGGAGGUGGAGAGAGAGGAGGAGGAGAGAGAUGAUGAUGAGGAGGUGGAGCAGAUGGAGCAGGAGGAGGAGAGUGAGGAGAAGGAGGAAGAGGCGGUUGUACAGGGGCAGGAGCAGCUGAAAGAAGAAAUGGAGAUUGAGACGGGGUUCAAGACGGACGAGGGGAUGAACGGUGGGGAUGAAGCUGUCCAUCGAGUUGUAAAGGAAGAGAUCUGGGAAGACUUGCCUGAAGGGCGAGGUGAAGGGCGAGAGGGAGGGCUAGAAGGAGGGCGAGGGAAGGAGCGAGGGGAAGAGGGAGGGCUUGAAGGAGGGCGAGCGGUAGAGCGAGAGGGAGGGGAAGAGGGAGGGCGGGAAGGAGGGAGAGGGGAAGAGCGAGAGGGAGAGAAAGAGGGAGGGCGAGUAGGAGGGCGAGUAGGAGGGAGAGGGGAAGAGCGAGAGGGAGAGAAAGAGGGAGGGCGAGUAGGAGGGCGAGGGGAAGAGCGAGAGGGAGGCCAAGCGCGAGAAGGAGGGCAAGCGGAAGCGGCAGAGGAGGAGAGGGAAGGGGUUAAUGCAAUGAAAGAAGAGGGAAACAAUGAUGCUCUGAUUCUGCAGGAUAUUUCACAAGAUGCAGGGUUAGAGGUCACAAGGGGACCAGGGCAGACAGGUGCACAAGCGAGGGGAGGGCAAGCUCUGGUGCAAACCUCAACUGUGGUACAGGUCAUGACAGAGGAGGCGAUGAAGGCAGCAGCACAGACAGAGAUCGAGUCGUUGCUACGCUCUCUCCCACCAAACGAGCGAGAGCGUGCCAGUGCCCUGAUCGACCAGGUCAUUUUCUUCCUCUCACUGCAGCUCCCCUCAGCAGCGCACAUCACAGUCCAGGACCGCAAAUAUGGCUUUGGGACCCUGGGCGACGACCAACCUCUCCACUUCCUCUUUGCCCUCGCUCCCUGCUGCCGUCCCGACCUUCCUCCCACUCUCACCGCGCUCACUCUCACUGGUCUCGCCCCUGUCUCUGCUCGCAACAUGGAAUGCAUUCUCCGCCUGCCCUCUCUCACCUCGCUCACCCUCCGCCGCACUUCCAUCGCAUCAGAAGCCGCGCCGCUGCUGCGCUCCUCCUCUCGCCUACACAGGCUUGUCCUUGACAGCCCUGAAGAUUCCGACCCAGUCUUUGAACCCCAUUCUCAAAGCCCCGUAGGGCUACAUGACAACCAGCUGGUUCGGAGUCUAAAGGAGCUGCACAUCAGUGCAGUCACUGAUGAGAUUCUACAGCAGGUUGGCUUGCUGGUGGGCCUUGAGGCCUUUUCCUGUACGUGCAGUGAUAGAGUGACCCUUGAGGGAUGGAAGCACCUCAGUAUGCUAACCACGCUGAGAUCCCUGCAGGUCGCCCCCGAACACAUGUACCGCCAUGACUUGGUCCUCACGCUUGUCAACGAUGGCCUUCCAGAAGUCUCCAUGUCCUUCCGUGGUCAGUCAUUGGCAGACUCGGGUUUCCACGCAAGCGAGUCCCACACCCGUGUGGGUGGCAGCCUGUGGCAGGUGCUGCCUGGUCUGCAGCGCUUGGAGCGACUCGCCUUGCAUGCGGUGCAGCGUGGGGAGCUGACCUGGCGGUCCCUGUACCGGCUCAAGUUGCUCAAAACUCUCCACAUCAGCAGCAGUUCCCUGGGUCGUUCCACCAUGUCGCCCUGGCUGACUUGGUUGACGGACAUGAGCCUGGCAGGAUGUAAGUUUGACGCAGAUGCAGCCAUGCUCUGUGUCACCGAGCUGGUUUCUCUGGACCUAUCCGGAUCCUCCAUCAGCUGUAAGGGUGCCAAGCAGCUGCAGUCGUUUAGGCGCCUGCAGUGCUUAAAGCUACAGCAGUGUGUGAACAUCCGGGCAACGUUUGUGCGGCAUGUGAGUGAGGUGCCGCAGCUGAAGAUGUUGGAUCUUAGCUUCAAUCCCUGGCUGCAGCCUAGAUGGCUGCGGCCUAUCUUGACGGGGAAGCGAGUAACGAUGCUGCUUGUAAAAGGGUGUUUUACGCAGACGCAGCUAAAAAAUCUUCAGCGGUCUUGGAUUGUUGUGGAACCGACGUGA
Closterium sp. NIES-65 is the source of this 3465-nucleotide messenger RNA. The record is from the annotation of a GenBank genome assembly. Lineage: Eukaryota; Viridiplantae; Streptophyta; Zygnematophyceae; Desmidiales; Closteriaceae.